UUUGUCGAAUUUCUCUUUUCAUCUCCUUACUCAUAACUUAUUCGAAUCUUUUCCUUCCUCGCAGAGCAGAAUAAGGAAAUUUACGAUUCGUAAAAUUGAAAUAGUUUCAAUAUUUCGUCACCAUUUAUUAGUGUGAUUUUCUGAAACGUUCUAAGCUGAAUCAGUCGCGAAUAGAAGCUUCUAAAGUGAGUCCGGUUGAGUAAAGCUCGCUACUGUCACGGGUCAAAGAUCACGCAUAUUUUUUUUUCAUCUGAGGCAAAACUUCAAUCGUAGAAUGUCGUCUGAAAACACAAAAAAACCGGAUGCGGCUACCGGAUCUGGUGCCGAUGACAAGGAGUUAGAUGAUCUACUAGACAGUGCUUUGGAAGAUUUUGGAAAGCACAAAGAAAAUGAAGACAAAAAAUCAACGACCGCUUCCGGAAGUCAACCGGCAGUAGAACAUGACGAUCCUCCGACCGAGCAGCUAUGGAAUGAUGAAUUUAUCAGUUCGCAGGCAAAGAUGUUUGAGGAGAAAAUGGCAGCCUUGUUCGGUGGCGGAGAACCCGUAGAUGCGGAUCAGAUAUCGCUCGGUUUCCAGCGGAUUGCAGAGGCAGCCGCGCUGGCUGUUCGAGGUGAGCCUGACAGUGCACCGGCAGAUACAAUCGAUCCGAGUAUCAGCCAGAGUAUUUCGGAUGCGUUGCGAGGUUUAAGCGAAGGAAGGGAAAACCUGCAGACGCCGUUCAAUCCGGAGGACAUCGCCAGUAUGUUUGGGAAUAUCGAUCUAAACGGAAGCGGCGAAAGCAAUGCGUUUUUGCCGUUCAUGCAAAGUAUGAUGCAGAGUUUGUUGUCGGCCGAGGUUCUAUUGCCCAGUUUGAAGGACCUCACCGAGAAGUAUCCCAGCUGGUUGAGAGAAAACGGCGAGAAGAUUUCCAAAGAGGACAAAGAACGUUACGAGAAGCAGCUUAAACUGAUGCAGGAUGUUUGCCAAGAGUUGGAGAAAGAGAAGGCCGAAGAUUCGGCCGAAGUGAAGCGGGUGCGAUUCCAAACGGUGCUCGACAUGAUGCAGAGCAUGCAGGAUUUGGGACAACCGCCGGCGGAUCUGGUGGGGGAUUUGGGUCCGGGUAACAUGAAUUUACCCACUAUCGAUCCGACUGCCUUCAGUGAUCCAAACCAGUGUGCACCGAGUUAAUCUAGGCCACGUGCAAACACUGUCAUAUUUCAUAUGUUCGUAUUCAAAGCUAGAUUAGAGAGAUUUUUGGUAGAAAAAGCAUUCAAAAUCACGUAUAACAUACAUCAGCGGUGAUGCACUGCAACAGCAAAGGCUUCAUUAUAUUUUAUAUUGGAUGAGAUUUUCAAGUUAAUGGCGGCAGGUUUUUACGUUCUAUGUAUUUUGCAUGAAUAAAUUAUAUGUUUGUGUUAUACUUCUAAA
Uranotaenia lowii is the source of this 1408-nucleotide messenger RNA. It is a transcript of the gene Pex19, whose product is annotated as peroxisomal biogenesis factor 19. Lineage: Eukaryota; Metazoa; Arthropoda; Insecta; Diptera; Culicidae. The coding region runs from base 275 to 1168 and encodes 297 amino acids. The record is from RefSeq and is a predicted model, not a curated record. Gene Ontology annotation, biological process: protein import into peroxisome membrane. The transcript is spliced from 3 exons. Gene Ontology annotation, cellular component: peroxisomal membrane; peroxisome.